AUGGAUCGAAAGAUACAGGCAAAUGUAGAAGCUGAUUCUGAUGCACCAGUAAAUCCACCAAAGGUUGAGGAAAAGCAUAGUGCUAUUCCUAAUGAUUUAUCGACUGGUUCUGAUGUCUCUAAAAGGAAAAAUCUCCGAGCUAAUGCGGAGAAGUUUAAGUUCCAGGCCGAGGUCUCUCAACUUAUGGACAUCCUUAUCAACUCUCUUUAUAGUAACAAGGACAUCUUCUUGACGAAGCUGAUUUCCAAUGCUUCUGAUGGACUGGACAUGAUCAGUUCCCUUACACUCACUAACUUUGGUGAAGGUGAUAAUACUAAGCUCAAGAUUCAGGUUAGUGAUUCGUACCUUAUUGACUUACUCUAUCUUUGUUGGUUACCCAUUGAGAAUUUCUUUUUACGCUCAUUCAAUUGUGGUUAUUUCAUGGAUUGCAGAUUAAACUCGAUAAAGAAAAGAAAAUUCUUUCCAUUUGUGACAGAGGUGUUGGUAUGAAUGACUAAGGAGGAUCUAAAAAGAAUUUGGGAACCAUAGCUAAAUCUGGAACUUUAAGAGAUUUCUAACAUAACAUUCAAGAGAAAUUUUUUUCCUUCAUAGAUUUCUAAAGUUCAAGAGAAAUUUGUUUCCUGUAUAGAUUUUUAACAUUCAAGAGAAAUUCAUUUCCUUUAUAAAUUUCCAACAUUGAAGAGAAAUUUGUUUCAUGUAUGAAAGAAUACUGUGAGUGUCUAUGAGUGUGUACAUGAUAUGCAGUAUA
Capsicum annuum is the source of this 748-nucleotide messenger RNA. RefSeq names its product endoplasmin homolog. Bases 1 to 489 code for a protein of 162 amino acids. NCBI's taxonomy places the organism in Eukaryota, Viridiplantae, Streptophyta, Magnoliopsida, Solanales, Solanaceae. The transcript has 4 exons. Gene Ontology annotation, biological process: protein folding. The record is from RefSeq and is a predicted model, not a curated record. Gene Ontology annotation, molecular function: ATP hydrolysis activity; ATP-dependent protein folding chaperone; ATP binding.